UUCUUCCCUGUUUUCAUCCCUGCCUUUUCCCUUCUCUCUUCUCUCUUCUUUUCUGUCUCUUCUUUCUCCUCAGCGCUCCAUUUGUUUACUUGGGAACUUCUUCUAACUUCUACUCUACUCUACAUCUCUUUCACUUCAUAUAUUGGAUUCUCCAUAUUUGAGUUAUCGAUCUGGAUCGUCCCGUUGCUGAUCCUUGACCUUUCUCCACCAUGUUGCCCAUUCUCCUGCUUUCCUCCUUCUUGGCCACCACCGUCGUGGCUGGCUCGGAGUACUCGUUGCCCGAGGGCUUCGAUCUGAACCAGAUCAAAUCCACUGACCGAGCUGCCUGGUGUCGCGGCCAGCGCAACACCUGCCCCAAGAUGUGUGACGGUGCCGCCAACGACAACUCGUGUGACACGGAAACCCUCAAGUUUACCUGCACCUGCGAAGAUGGCAGCUCCGCCAAUUCCACCGAUUACAUGCAGACCGUCCCCUACUAUGUCUGCGAAGCCAACUUUGGCCAGUGCAUCUCGCGCUCCCCCGAUCUCGAUGAUCAGGAGAAGUGCAAGACCGCCAAGGAACAGUGCGGCUCGCGCAAUGCCUCGGAGACCUCCACCACCUCGUCGUCCUCGGCCUCCCCCUCGCCGACCGGCACCUCCACCGACAAGGAGGAGUCGGACGCCGGUACGACCACCGGCAGCAGCUCCAGCACCCCGUCUCCUACCAGCAAUGCGGCUGUGCGUCUGAUGCAGGACCACGCCUCGGGUGUGUUGGCGACCGUUCUGUUCGUCGGUCUGCGCGUAUUCUUGUAAGAAAGCCGGUCUCACGGUGAUCACUGGGUGAAAAGGACUCCACGGGGUCCAGUAAUGGGGUGUCUCAAAUGGACGUUUUGUAUUUGACUUAGCCUUGUAUUUUGUUACUAUGCGGGCAUGGGUUUGAUGAACUGCAUGUUUUAUGUAUAAUCGGGAUCGUUGCCCUUCGUCGCUCUCUAAUGGAAUCGUAAUUAUUGAUUCUUCCCAGA
Messenger RNA from Aspergillus candidus, 1000 nucleotides. RefSeq lists its product as uncharacterized. Bases 210 to 791 code for a protein of 193 amino acids. The transcript is spliced from 3 exons. NCBI's taxonomy places the organism in Eukaryota, Fungi, Ascomycota, Eurotiomycetes, Eurotiales, Aspergillaceae. The record is from RefSeq and is a predicted model, not a curated record.